Molecule: messenger RNA, 2753 nt
Organism: Arabidopsis arenosa
Lineage: Eukaryota; Viridiplantae; Streptophyta; Magnoliopsida; Brassicales; Brassicaceae
Source: the annotation of a GenBank genome assembly
UCGCCGCGUGAAAUCUUAUCUCCGUCAACGCCGAUAAAGUCUCCGGUAAAGAAACCACCGCGAUGUCUUUUCUUUUCCGUAAGAACGGUAGUAGUUCACGGAGGAAGAUCAAAGAAAAACUUCGUGGUCGGCACUCAGAUCGCGGUGGAAAAAGAGAAGAAGACGAGAGAGUCUACGGCGGCUCCGGCUCCGAUUCGUUACCACCACCACCGUCUCCUUGGGGCUUUCUCUUCCCGGAUGAUUUUGUUCGAAUUGACGGAAAUCUCAAAGCUGUUAUUGUAGAUGAUGAAGGAUUAGAUGUGGUUUACUGGAAAAAGCUUCUAGAGUUGGAAAAUAGCGGGAAAAUUAGAAAAAACCCUAAACCUAGAAGAAGAGGAGACAAAUCCGGUGACGGAUUUAGAAGAACUGGAGUAGAUCAAGACGACGACGAUGAUGAUGGAGAUAGAGACGAAUCUAUCGAAGAGGCGUUUUCGUUUCAUACGAAAAAAUCCCAAUCUCCUUCAGGUGGUGAAAUUAGAGAUCAGAGUAAUAAUGGUGGUGGUGGUGGAGGUGGAGGUGGAGGUGGAGGUGGAGGUGGAGGUGGAGGAGGAGGAAGAUAUUAUACUUCUUCUUCUGGUUCACCGUCACGACCUUCUUCUUCUUCUACAUCUGCUGCUUCGCCGUCGCGAACUUCUUAUGCUACAAGUGCUGGUAGUGAUUAUGGUGGUGUUGGGAAACAAUCUCAAUCUAAAUUUCAAGCUCCUGGCGGCGGUUCAUUUCCUUCUUCUCCGUCGCAGAUCCAUAGUGGUGGUGGUGGCCGUUCACCGCCACUUCCGUUUCCUCCGGGGCAAUUCACGGGGCUUCCUCCGGGUCAAUACAUGGCGGUAAAUGCGUCAUUGUCUACAUCGACACCGUCUGUUCUGCUUCCUCCGGGUCAAUACAUGGCGGUAAAUGCGCCAUUGUCUGCAUUGACACCGGGUCAAUUCACCACAGCAAAUGCUCUACCGCAACUGCCUGUUCCAGCAAACCAAACUUCACCACCACCACCACCUCCGGCAUCUGCUGGGGCACCACCUCCACCUCCACCGCCUAAAAAAGGACCUGCUGCGCCACCACCACCUCCUCCACCAGGUAAGAAAGGAGCUGGACCGCCACCACCGCCUCCAAUGUCGAAGAAGGGCCCACCUAAACCGCCUGGUAAUACUAAAGGUCCGACAAAGUCAGGUGAGACUUCAUUGGCCGUAGGCAAAGCUGAGGAUCCGACGCAGCCAAAGCUCAAGCCUUUACAUUGGGAUAAGAUGAACCCUGAUGCGAGUCGUUCUAUGGUGUGGCACCGGAUUGAUGGUGGCUCCUUCAACUUUGAUGGUGAUCUUAUGGAGGCUCUGUUUGGAUACGUUGCUCGAAAACCAAGUGAAUCAAACAGUGUACCACAGAAUCAGAAUGUCUCAAACAGUGUUCCGCAGAAUCAGACUUAUAUCCUCGAUCCUCGGAAAUCUCAGAACAAAGCAAUUGUGCUUAAAUCUUUGGGGAUGACUAAGGAGGAGAUCAUUGACUUGUUAACAGAAGGCCAUGAUGCUGAGUCUGAUACCCUUGAGAAGCUUGCAGGAAUAGCUCCAACGCCAGAAGAACAGGCAGAAAUCUUAGAUUUCGAUGGUGAACCAAAGACAUUGGCUUAUGCAGACUCUCUACUGUUUCACAUCUUACGGACAGUUCCUUCUGCGUUUAACCGGUUCAACGUCAUGCUCUUCAAGAUUAACUACGGCUCUGAGGUUGUUCAACAAAAGGGAUCUUUACAAACACUUGAGUCCGCGUGCAACGAGCUCCGUGCUCGCGGGCUAUUCAUGAAGCUGUUAGAAGCAAUCUUGAAAGCAGGUAAUAGAAUGAACGCUGGAACCGCUCGAGGAAAUGCUCAGGCUUUCAAUCUGACAGCUCUAAGAAAAUUGUCUGAUGUGAAGAGUGUUGAUGGGAAAACUACUUUACUUCAUUUUGUUGUUGAAGAAGUUGUAAGGUCUGAGGGAAAGCGAGCUGCGAUGAAUAAGAACAUGAUGUCUAAUGAUAAUGCCAGUGGCGAGAAUGCAGAUGUAUCUAGAGAAGAACAAGAGAUUGAAUUUAUUAAGCAGGGUUUACCCAUUAUAGGUGGCCUAAGUUCAGAGUUCACUAAUGUGAAGAAAGCGGCUGGAAUCGAUUAUGACUCGUUUGUAGCCACGACCUUGGCUUUAGGCACCCGAGUCAAAGAAACGAAACGCCUUUUAGACCAAAGCAAAGGGAAGGAAGAUGGAUGCUUGACAAAGCUGAGAUCUUUCUUUGAAUCUGCAGAGGAAGAACUGAAAGUUAUUACCGAGGAACAGCUGAGGAUAAUGGAGUUAGUGAAGAAAACCACAAAUUAUUACCAAGCUGGAGCAUUAAAAGAGAGGAACCUGUUUCAGCUUUUUGUUAUAAUCCGUGAUUUCUUAGGGAUGGUUGAUAAUGCCUGUAGUGAGAUCGCAAGGAAUCAACGGAAACAACAACAACAACGACCUGCAACAACAGUAGCAGCAGGAGCAUCAAGUUCAACAGCAGAAACUCCGAGCGUUGCUGCUGCACCGCAAAGGAAUGCAGUUAGAUUUCCAAUUCUACCUCCAAAUUUCAUGUCAGAGAGUUCAAGGUACAGUUCAUCAAGUGAGUCAGACUCAGAAUCUUGAUAUAACCAAGAAAAAAAAGAAGAUCAUUUACUUUUGUUAUUAUGUAUAUAGAAUGAUAGGUGAGCUUGUUGGUAAAAAAUUCUUUAGGUUCUU